Zonotrichia albicollis (white-throated sparrow) is the source of this 1524-nucleotide messenger RNA. NCBI's taxonomy places the organism in Eukaryota, Metazoa, Chordata, Aves, Passeriformes, Passerellidae. The record is from RefSeq and is a predicted model, not a curated record.
UGCUUCUGCACCCACAGGAUUUCUCACUGUAUAUCUAGCUGGGUUUGUCUGCCAAAAACACCUGGAUCCUCUGGAGAGCAUCCGUGCCUGCCACCUUCAGCUGUGCCUCACACUGAGCUGAGGGUGGGUGUGUUCACCUGCAGCCACAGAGCCCAAGUGUUGUGUCCCUUUAUUUCUUCUGCCUUACAGAACGUCAGGAUCGACCCCAGCAGCAUCUCCUUCCAGAUGUGGAAAGACAUCCCUGUCCCUUUCUACUUGUCAGUGCAUUUCUUCGAGGUGCUGAACCCCAAGCAGGUCCUGCGGGGAGAGAAGCCAGUGCUGAGCCAGCGUGGGCCCUACGUGUACAGGGAGUACAGGGUUAAAACAAAUAUCACAUUCCACGACAACGACACUGUUUCCUACCUGGAGUACCGACAGCUUUUCUUCCAGCCACACCUGUCCAAUGGCACGGAGGACGAGUACAUUGUGGUGCCAAACAUCAUGCUGAUGGGAGCAGCUGUGAUGGUGGAAAAACUGCCAGACCUGUGGAAGCUUUUGCUGAGUGGAGCCCUGGCCGGCCUGAAGCAGGAGGCGUUCAUGAACCGCACCGUGGGCGAGAUCAUGUGGGGCUACGAGGACCCCCUGAUAGAUGCAAUAAAUGCGAUUGUUCCUGGCCUGCUCCCUUUCAAGGGGAAGUUUGGAUUAUUCAUGGAUUUCAACAACUCCGACUCGGGGCUGUUCACAGUCAACACAGGCAUGAACAACAUCAGCCAGGUUCACAUGGUGGAUUCAUGGAAUGGGCUCAAGGAGGUGGAUUACUGGAGGAGCAGCCAGUGCAACAUGAUCAACGGGACAGCAGGGGAGAUGUGGCCACCCUUCAUGUCCCCAACCUCCCUGCAGUUCUACAGCCCUGAUGCCUGCAGGUCCAUGACGCUGGUGUACGAGGAGUCGGGGCAGUUCCAGGGUGUGCCCACCUUCCGCUUCGUGGCACCCAAAACCCUCUUUGCCAACGGCACAGACUACCCACCCAACGAGGGCUUCUGCCCCUGCAUGCAGUCUGGCAUCCAGAACGUCAGCACCUGCAGGCUCAAUGCGCCGAUGUUCAUUUCCCACCCUCACUUCUACAACGCCGACCCGUCCCUGGUGGAUGCAGUGGAAGGCCUGCACCCCAGCAAGGAGCAGCACGGGCUUUUCCUGGAUGUGCACCCUAUGACAGGCAUCCCCAUGAACUGCUCCAUCAAGCUGCAGCUGAACCUGUACAUAAAACACGUGUCUGGUAUCAUUCAAACAGGGCAGAUUAAGCCAGUGGUCCUGCCGCUGCUGUGGUUUGCAGAGAGUGGAUCCAUUGAAGGCUCAGUGCUGAAGCAGUUUUACACCAACCUGGUGCUGCUGCCCUCGGUGCUGGAGUACCUGCAGUACAUCCUCCUUGGCCUCAGUGUCCCUCUCCUUGUCUCAGCAGCUCUCCUCAUGGCAAGGAGGAAGAGAGGAGCUGCCCAGAAGAGCCCCCGAGCCCCCGCCAGAGCCACCCCCUCCUCUGAGACCACC